AUGCCCUGUUCCACAAUAAACAUUGUUAUUUCUAAUCAGGUUCUACAAGAAACAAUUGUAGAGAUAGCACAUCGGCUUUUACGAGAUAAACUUAGUAUUUGGGAUAUAAGAGCUGAAGCUUAUGCCUUAGCCCUAUCAGCAAAAAAUGCCAAUGCUGAUUCAUCACGUCUUUCCCAACUCCAAAGAGAAUUAAAAAGUCUUGACAAAAAGGCUGAAGCUAAUCAUAUUGACUAUCCAGAUUAUUUUACGUUAGAAUCGGUCAGAGAAAGAUUGAAUAGUUAUGAUGUAUCUACUUUACUCGACUUACAAGCUCUCGCAGAUGUUAUGGUGAUGCUUUGUAUUCGUCCUGCUGAACUUACAACUUUGUGUAUUACAGAUGCUAAAGUAAUAGGAUAUGUGAAGAAUUGGGGUCAACCAGAUAUUCCUAGGAAAUUUAGAUCUAUGAAAAAGAAUCAAGAGCAUGCCAGAGAAUUACUUAACUGGAUUCAGAAUGCUAUAUCUUCCGGUCGAAUGGGUGAUCCAGACAAGUCAGGAGUUAAAUGGUUCAAUAGAUUCUUAAAAAAUUAUGAUCUAAUUCCUAAAUACUUACAAAAAAUAGAUGCCAUUUAUAGUGUAGUGGCACAUGAGGCUAAGAAUAUGGCCCAUGCUUAUAUAAUCACUAGUCAAUGUUUACGGCAUAGCCCAGAUAACUACACUUCUUCGAUUCAGAAUUACGUUAUAGUCAAUUACAGAAAAAAAGAUCAGUCCCCAGAUCAAGCAAGACCUUUCCGAAUCUAUGAUCAAGAAUAA
Molecule: messenger RNA, 789 nt
Organism: Dentiscutata erythropus
Lineage: Eukaryota; Fungi; Glomeromycota; Glomeromycetes; Diversisporales; Gigasporaceae
Source: the annotation of a GenBank genome assembly